GGGUCUCAGCGCAACCUCCUCUCCCAGGACCAAGGGCCUGCUGUCCACAUCUCUUCCCUGAGCAUGGCACCGCCAAAAAAGUCUAAUGUGUUUGAUCUGGGCCUGGGUACAUGGAAUGCAAGUGCCCAACAGGAGAGCCACAGUGCUCAGGCACCUUCCAGGGCUGUUGGCAAGCUGCCAGAGUAUAAGGCAGUGGUUGUGGGUGCAAGUGGUGUGGGCAAGAGCGCACUGACCAUCCAGCUGAACCAUGAGUGCUUUGUGGAAGACUAUGACCCGACGAUCCAGGAUUCCUACUGGAAGGAGGUGACCCUGGACCAAGGAGGCUGCAUUCUGAAUGUGCUGGAUACAGCUGGGCAGACCAUUCAUAAGGCCCUACGUGACCAGUGCCUGGCUGCUGGGGAUGGUGUGCUGUGUGUCUUUGCCCUCGAUGACCCCUCAUCUCUAACCCACCUGCAGCAGAUGCGGGCCACCUGGGGCCCUCACUAUUCCCGGCCCCUUGUCCUUGUGGGCAACAAGUGCGACCUUGUGACCACCAAAGGAGAUACUCAUGCUGCUGCUAUAGCCCUCGCAAAGAGCUGGGGGGCCCCUUUCCUGGAGACCUCGGCUAAAACACGGCAAGGUGUGGAGGAGGCCUUUACCCUGCUCAUCCGUGAGAUCCAAAGGGUCCGGGAGGCUGAGGCAGCAUCAGGUGGGGCUAAGUCCCGGCACCAUAAGACCAUGUGCCACUGUGGCUGUUCUGUGGCCUGAAGGUCUUGGUCAAGAAAAGUGGACCAUCCCCCAUGCCAGGGUGAUGCUUCCUUGAUAUGACAACACCAAGCAAGUAGCUGUGAGACACUGGGUGUACUUGGGAUUGAUGGACCCCUCUUCUGGGGAGGUUUUCAAUUUGGUGAUGGGCUUUUUGUUAAUGUGGAACAUACUGUUGGUUAUGUUCUGUCAGGUGGAGAGAUUUUGUGCAAAACAAAAUAAAUGUUCUCAGGUUUCAAA
This is a messenger RNA of Phyllostomus discolor (pale spear-nosed bat), 984 nucleotides long. RefSeq names its product ES cell expressed Ras (gene ERAS). The transcript is spliced from 2 exons. Lineage: Eukaryota; Metazoa; Chordata; Mammalia; Chiroptera; Phyllostomidae. Gene Ontology annotation, cellular component: plasma membrane. The coding region runs from base 64 to 747 and encodes 227 amino acids. The record is from RefSeq and is a predicted model, not a curated record. Gene Ontology annotation, biological process: Ras protein signal transduction. Gene Ontology annotation, molecular function: GTPase activity; GTP binding; GDP binding.